Phycomyces blakesleeanus NRRL 1555(-) is the source of this 2006-nucleotide messenger RNA. RefSeq lists its product as hypothetical. Gene Ontology annotation, biological process: regulation of alternative mRNA splicing, via spliceosome; mRNA cis splicing, via spliceosome. Gene Ontology annotation, cellular component: catalytic step 2 spliceosome; U2-type prespliceosome; U2 snRNP. NCBI's taxonomy places the organism in Eukaryota, Fungi, Mucoromycota, Mucoromycetes, Mucorales, Phycomycetaceae. Gene Ontology annotation, molecular function: RNA binding. The record is from RefSeq and is a predicted model, not a curated record. The coding region runs from base 27 to 1823 and encodes 598 amino acids. The transcript is spliced from 7 exons.
CUGCAAUUCAAUCGAGAAUAGGGAAAAUGGCUACAUCAACUGCAGAAUCACCCUCUUUAGGAGCCGAUCAAGUAACAAAUGGCACAGAAGAAGCUAGCCGUCCAGUCGUGGGCAUCAUCUAUCCGCCACCUGACAUCAGAAAGUUUGUCGACAAGGCAGCCUUCAUUCUAGCAAACAAAGGGCCUGAGCUAAUUGACCGCAUCAGAGACAAAGAAAUGCAUGAUUCUCGUUUCAGCUUCUUUAGUCCAACAGAUCCUUACCAUGCUUACUACCAAUUUAAGAUGAAAGAAGCCAGAGAAGGCAAAACACCUCAGGUAGAAAACAUGAAGGAAGAAGAGAUGGAAGAGGAGCCAGAAAUUAGACCUGCACCCAAAGAACCAGAACCCUUUGAGUUCUCUGCUCCUAUGCCAGCAAUGUCAGCACAGGAUUUAGAUAUCAUGAAAUUAACGGCACAAUUUGCGGCACGCAACGGUCGACAGUUCAUCAGUCAACUCGCACAACGUGAAUCUCGCAACUACCAAUUCGAUUUCCUUCGACCUUCCCACAGUUUAUUUCCUUACUUCACUGAUCUUGUGAAGCAAUACACAAAGGUUCUCGUUCCUCCAAAAGACCUAAAAGACAAAUUGAAGCAAAACACAGAGAACAAAUACAGAAUUUUGGAUAGAGUUAAAGAGAGAGUUGAAUGGGUUGCAUGGAUGGAGGCAGAGAAGAAAAAGAAGGAGGACGAAGACGAACGCGAAAGAGUUGCUUAUGCUAGUAUCGACUGGCACGAUUUUGUUAUUGUUGAGACCGUUGAAUUCACAGACUCUGAUGAGCAGGCAGACCUGCCACCCCCAAUGAGCCUGUCAGAACUCGAAAACAUGUCACUUGCACAAAAGAGACUGGCUGCAAUGCCUGAACCAAUUCAAGAAGACAAGACGGGUGACAUGGAAAUGGAUAUUGAUGAUGUUGAUAUGGAAGAGGAUGACGAUGAUGAUGAUGAUGAGGCUCCGCCACAAAGACCCUAUAUUCAAAAUGUCAGAGUACCUGCUUCAAAUACUGGAAUUAAGAUCCGUACAGACUACAAACCUAGAAUCCUGGGAUCCGGACCUGCCAAGGGUAAUGAAGCCACACAGCUGUGUCCUCGUUGUGGGGAAGCAAUUCCUAUAUCUGAGAUGGACGAGCACGUGCGCAUCGAAUUACUGGAUCCCAAGUGGAAAGAACAAAAGCUGGCUAUGGAGGCUAAAACAAAGGACAGUAACUUGCUUCAGGAGGGUACUGAUGUAGCCAAGAUUCUCAGAAAUUUCUCUGGAUACCGCUCGGAUAUUUUCGGUGCAGAAGAAACAGAGAUCGGAAAGAAGAUUGUCGCAGCAGAGGAAGAGGCAAAGAAGAAACAAAAAGUGGUCUGGGAUGGUCAUUCUGCAAGCAUCAGCUUAGCAACACAACGCGCAACACAACACAAAUCUAUUGAUGAUCAGAUUGCUGCUAUUCAUCGAAGCAAGGGAUUCACAUCAGAAGCAUAUGGACCUCAAGUACCAACUGGAGAACCAAUGCCAACAGAUCAAUAUGCAGGACAACCCGAUCAGCAACAAUAUUACUAUGAAGAACAAGGUUUUAAUGGAGGAUGGCCAGCCGGACAAGAAAACGUCAAGAAUCCAAACCUUUUUGCUAACCAAUUACCUGGAAUGUACAACCACCCAAACACAGCGCAGCCACCGCCACCCGGUGGAGUCUACCCAUACCCUGUAGACCCAUCAGUUGCUGCUGGUAAUCGCAAGGCAGAAGAAGAAGCCGAUGGACAAGCUGACUCAAAGCGGCAACGAAGAGAUAAUGAGCAACAAUAAAUCAAGCUGACAUGUCUACACACACGCACACGCACAUACACACACGCACACGCACACACUUACAAACACAAACACACACACACACACACACACUUACAAACACACAGCUUAUAUUGACUUCAUGUGUUUCAUUUCUCUUUUAUAAAUAAAAUCAAAACUACAUAUCAUUGAUACGCUCAACCC